Molecule: messenger RNA, 843 nt
Organism: Talaromyces atroroseus
Lineage: Eukaryota; Fungi; Ascomycota; Eurotiomycetes; Eurotiales; Trichocomaceae
Exons: 3
Coding region: 1-843 (280 amino acids)
Molecular function (GO): protein binding
Source: RefSeq, a predicted model, not a curated record
AUGUCGUACCAGUACUCGCAUCAGGAUCACGGUCAUCCGCCUCUACCCGCCGGCUGGGCGGCCCAGUGGGUUCCUGACCAGAAUACUUAUAUUUUCGUCAACGAGAACACCGGCCAGAGGACAUGGCACCAUCCUUCGCAGCCUGCUCCGGGACACUAUGGCGGCGGCGGCGGUGGUACUAGGGAUGUCGGAGGUCCAGGAGGACCGCCUCCUUCAGGCCCAGGCGGCUAUGGUGGUCCCCCUCCAGGUGGCCGGCCUUACGGCGGUCCCUCACCGGGUCCUCAAGGGGGUCCUCCACCGGGCGGUCGAUAUGGUGGUCCUCCGCAAGGCCCAGGUUACGGCGGCGGCCCUCCCCAGCGACCGCAGGGCUAUAGCAGCCCAGCACCGCCUCCACAGCAACAACAAAAGAACCAUAAUCUCGCAUACGGCAUCGGUGGCGGUGUCCUGGGUGCAGCAGUAGGUGCUUGGGCCAUGCACGAACAUGACAAACACGAGGAAGAAGAAAAGGAGCAAGAAUGGCGCGAUGAAGAGCGUCGCAUGCAGGAACGCGAGCGCGCAAGAGAACUCGAACAGCAACGUGAAAUUGAAGCUCAGCGCGAGCAAAUAUACGAAGAGCAGCGUGAGAUUCAGUACGAGCGCGACGCCGCUUAUGCUGCAGAUGUGCGCUACGAGGAAGAACGCCGAUGGGACGAUCAGCAACGGUAUGACGAUGAACGGCGCUUUGCGGCGGAAGAGUAUGUGGAGGAGAGGCGGUUCGAUGAUGAGCAGCGUUUCGUCGACGGGCAGCGCUUUGUGGACGACGUGGAGUUUGUUGAAGAGGAACGCUUUGUAGAGCGAUGGUGA